Messenger RNA from Panicum hallii, 1769 nucleotides. RefSeq lists its product as uncharacterized. The record is from RefSeq and is a predicted model, not a curated record. The coding region runs from base 77 to 1447 and encodes 456 amino acids. NCBI's taxonomy places the organism in Eukaryota, Viridiplantae, Streptophyta, Magnoliopsida, Poales, Poaceae. The transcript is spliced from 6 exons.
GCCAACCGGCCCGAGUGCCCCACCCUUCUUCUUCCGUUCCCACUCCCGGGACUCCCCCCCUGGCACAACUCCGGCCAUGCCGUCGUCGUCGUCGCUGAUCCAAGGCAUCUCCAUCUCCGUCUCCGACGACGACGAGGCCACCGGGAAGGUGCGCGUACGCGUCCGCCGCAAGCGCUCCCGCGCCUCCGUCUCUGCUUCCGCCCGCCGCCGCCGCCUUCUCUUCCGCACCGCGCGGCUGGGCGUGCCGCUCCUCCUGGCCGCCCUCGCCGUCUCCCUCCUCCUCUACGAGUCCUACCGCCUAACCCCUUCCCACUCCCCACCACUGCCCCCGCCAUCCUUCACGGACUUCGGCGACCUCUCCCGCGCCGCCCGCGCCGCUGGUAGCCCCAGGAAGUCAUGCUUGAAGCUUCUUGAUCCUGAGAAGCUUCAAAAUCUAGAGCUUCCAGAAAUUCCUGAGACAAAUAUGUCAAUCAAGGAAGUUGUGUACAGAUCAAGUCUGCACCAUAUCGAAGAUGAUAUACCGUCACAUACAGAGAGUUCACGAUUUAACUCGUUCACAGGAUACCAGACACUCACUGAAAGAGAAGAAAGCUUCAAGAUCAAGGAAAGUAUGACAGUGCAUUGUGGCUUCUGUAUUGAGAAUGGAGGGUUCCAAGUUUCUGCUGUUGACAGAGAAUAUAUGAGAUAUUGCAAAGUUGUUGUGGCAACCUGUGCGUUUGGUGGAGGUGACGACCUUCACCAGCCAAUAGGGAUGACAGAAAACUCUAUCAGAAAGGUUUGCUACGUCGCUUUCUGGGAUGAAGUCACUCGUGCGUCUCAAGAGGAGGAAGGCAACAAGAUUGGUGAAGACAACAUGAUUGGUCUAUGGAGGAUCAUUCUUGUCAGCGAUCUUCCUUUCUCAGAUCAACGGUUGAAUGGGAAAAUUCCAAAGCUGAUAAGCCAUCGCCUUUUCCCCAUGGCACGAUACUCAAUCUGGGUGGAUUCAAAAUCUCAGUUCCGGAGAGAUCCAUUGGGAGUCCUUGAAGCCCUUCUGUGGCGUUCAAACUCUUCUCUAGCAUUAUCUGAACAUGGAGCUCGGAGUAGCCUGUAUGACGAGGCGAAAGCAAUUGUUAAGAAACACAAAGCAACUCCAGAAGAAGUUGAAGUGCAGUUGGAUCAGUACCGAGAGGAUGGCAUUCCUGAUGAGAAAAGAUUCAAUGGGAAGAAAGCGCUGGCAGAAGCUUCAGUGAUCGUCCGGGAUCACGCCCCGUCGACCAACCUCUUCAUGUGCCUGUGGUUCAACGAGGUGGUGAGGUUCACGUCCCGGGAUCAGCUGAGCUUCCCCUACGUCCUGCGGCGCCUGAGGCCGCCGGGCGUCCAACUGUUCCCGGUCUGCGCGCGCAAGGACCUGGUGAACAGCUUCGGCCACAGGCGCAAGGUGAAGCCGCUCGUCAAGGACGCGAGAUGAGCUUCCGGAUCGGCUCCUCUGCUCUGCUCUGGGGUCUCGUCUCGGUCGCAGCAAGCAGCUCGGCUGGGUAGUGCCUGACUAGUUACUGUCAUAAGUAUAUGAUUGUGCAGGUGGAUUCUGACGUAGAGAAAUUACAGCGAGAGCGCUGCCGUCGUCGAAGUAGUGCAGUGUAGGACUUUAGGUUAGUGUAGCGAAGGUUACAGCUGAGACGGCAUGUUUGUGUCGUGGAAAGUUGCUUCAGGCAAAGCCGGCCUGAGCUUUUGCCAGUCUUCGUGGUGAGAAAUUGGAGAAUUCAGUCCCAAGAUCCGGUCGUCCAUCUUGA